Molecule: messenger RNA, 3390 nt
Organism: Carassius gibelio (silver crucian carp)
Lineage: Eukaryota; Metazoa; Chordata; Actinopteri; Cypriniformes; Cyprinidae
Gene: tpbg1b
Product: trophoblast glycoprotein a
Exons: 2
Coding region: 291-1406 (371 amino acids)
Biological process (GO): negative regulation of canonical Wnt signaling pathway
Cellular component (GO): plasma membrane
Molecular function (GO): protein binding
Source: RefSeq, a predicted model, not a curated record
AAGCUCCUCCCUGCUGAUUGGGGAGAGGGAUUCAGUCGCAUUGUUUGAGAGAGCGGAUCAAACGCCCCACACAGAGAACCUCCUUUUCUCAUGGAAAUAAAGUGUCUGGCUCUCAUUCACACAUGAGUUUCUGGAAUGCAAAGAAGUCGAGCACGCGGGGAGACUCGGCAUCUCUGAGAGAGGUUAAGAGCGAGGAGCACUUGGAGAGACACUCUGGAGAAGCGGGCGCACAGCCGCUGAACGAGGGCAUCUGUUGAGUCAGAUUGAUGCGGUUUUGCUGGUAGCUGAGCAUGCUCGCGUCUGCUCGGUGCGCGCUCGUGCUGGGGCUGCUGCGCGCGGCGCUGUCCGCGGGCGCGUCGCUGUGUCCCGCCGGCUGCGAGUGCUCGGAAGCCGCGCUCACGGUCAAAUGCGUCUCCAAAGAUCUGCGGGACAUACCGAGCGGCAUCCCGAGCUACACCAGAAACCUCUUCAUCACCGGAAACCACAUCAGCCAGAUCGGACCCGAGUCUUUCCAGGGACUGGAGAACGUGACCAAUCUGUCUCUGUCUAACAACAGGAUCUCUGAGGUGAAGUCUCGCACAUUUUCUAGCCUGCGGAGCCUCAGAUCGCUGGACCUCAGCAACAACCAGCUGGCCGUCAUCCAUCCUGAGGCGUUCACCGUCCAGAGCCGUAUGCUGAGGGAGCUCAACCUCAGUCGGGCUCUUUACAACCACUCGUCCGUCAUUUUUUUAGCCACCUCUUUUCGCUGGAGCAGCCUGGAAGACCUGCUGGGACUGGAUCUGUCCAGUAACGGCCUUGUCUACUUGCCCCCGGGCAUCUUCUGCCAUCUUGUCGGCCUGCGGCGCCUUCAGCUUGGCAACAACUCUAUAGUGUCCAUCCAUAACGGGACGUUCACAGGACUGGAUCACCUCCAGGAACUCGACCUCACCCACAACGCCCUCAGGACCCUGCGUGAAGAGGCUCUAAAAGAGCUGGAGCAGAUGCGUUCAGUGAGGCUCCACCUGGGGGAGAAUCCUUACACCUGCACAUGCGACAUCGAGCCUUACGCCGCCUGGCUGAACAGCUCACGAGCGCGAGUGGUGGACCUCGAGCGCCUGACUUGCGUGUUCCCAGUCGCCUUGCAGAACACAUCACUACUGGCGGUGGGUCAACUGGAGUUGGGUUGCCAUAAGGCGGGAGAAAGUGACAAUCUCGCACUGCAGACGUCUUACGUGUUCCUGGGUCUCGUGCUGGGAUUUGUCGGGCUCAUGUUUCUCUUUGUGCUCUACCUGAACCGCAAAGGUAUUAAGAAGCGCAUCUACGAUAUGCGCGACGCAUGCCGGGAAGUCUGGGAAGGGUACCACUACCGAUACGAGAUCGACUCCGAUCCCAGACUGUCGCAAGUCUCUACAACAGCUGACGUGUGAGCUCUUCCCGAACUGAGCUUUUUAUAUGAACUAGUUUUUCUAUUGCAUUUAGCAUCCACUUGUGCGGCGAACAGUGUUGUGGGUAACGCGAGUUACGUAAUCAGAUUACUUUUUUCAAGUAACUAGUAAAGUAAUGCAUUACUUUUACAUUUACAAUGAAAUAUCUGAGUUACUUUUUCAAACAAGUAAUGCAAGUUACUUUGUGAUCCCAUGUAUUCACUAACAUCUCUCCGGUCCCCAUGUUGAGAGAAAUCGGGAGUCUUUGCACUUUUUUAAGCAUGAGGCUUAUUAAAGUCACUUUUGGUGUGAAAGGGGUCCUUACAGUUGCCAAAAUGUAAUUUUUGGGUUUUUUGUUAUUGAAAAACAAACAAGCAUGCCCAGCCCAGAUGAGACAAAAGUAGCCUAAUGCAUUACUUUUAAAAGUAACUUUCCCCAACUGGUGGUGAACAUUUAGAUAUAUUUAGGUAGGCACAUUUCUUGUGAAAAGCACGUACUGCCUGUCUCAUUGAAGCCUUUAUAACAAGCACACCUCCCCCUCAAGUCUGCACAGAAUUGGCCCCGAGAUGCAUUUGCUUCUCAGUCAUCAUGGGAUGUUUGAGGAUUAGCCCAAUAAAAGGGCAGAAGCCAUAAAGUAACUCUGACCACCACCAACAAACCCCCCACUAGUCUCCAUUGUCCUGUACUGGAUUAUUGCCCAACUCUCUGGUGCUCAAGUGCCUUGUUCAUUAGAUUUAAGAGGCUGGCCCGCUUCAAAACGAGACAAAUCUUAUAUAUGUGUAACAUGUGGUUGUGAAGUUUUGAGAACUGUUUUAUUGCAUGCUCCUGCAACCCUGUUUUUAUGGAAGUGAAUGCAGUUUUUCGCGAGCAACCGUAUUAGCAGCAUUCUAUGGUCCUUUCUGUCCCUCUAUCCACAGGGAGUCUGCGAAGAAUGUGCCGGAUUUUCUCUCCGAAAGCUUUCCAGCAGGAGGAUAACCUCCUCUAAGCUCUAGAAGGAGGAUCUUUUGAAGAAAGAGACCCAGUUUGCAGAAAUCUCUGGCUCCUUUUUUUUUUUUUUUUUUUUGCUCAAAAGAGACGUUUUGCUUUGUUUUUAUUCCACUCAUUUUUAUUGUCAGAAUGAUGAGAACCAGGCCUCACGAGGGCCGCUGAGCGAGACCCCUCCUCCGUCAAGCCUGUUCGCUCUUUGAAGACUCAGUCUGGCUCAGUUCCUCAUAUGUUCCCCAGCUUUUUCUGUUUAAGGGACUUUACGGUGAUAAGAUACAGAUGAAGCCGGGGCCGUCGUGCUGAACGGUCCCCUGCUCAGUUUCCGAAUACUGUUUCCAAAUGUGCAAGACUGAAAAGAAAUAUGCUUGAUGUGUUGUGCCGAUGUGCUGGACUUCACUUAACUGUCUGGAUAACAUGAUUUUACGCAGCAUAUGUUUGUCAAAAGAUACAGACUAUUUAGUCUUUGAGUGAAUCUCACAAAGACAGUCAGGAAUUUAUAUUUCACCUGAUCAAAAAGAAAAAAAGAAAUAUUUAGCAUAAACCAAAAGGCUAAAUUUAAUGUGGAAUGUAUAUGUGAAAAAAAAAAACAUAUAUUUCUUUGUGAGAUUCACUAAUUUGUCAACAAUGUUUUGGACUGAGAAGCAUUAUCUGUGAAAAAGCAUCAUAUCUUUGCUCGUAAUGAAAGCAUCUUUGUGCCUGAUAAACUAUUCAAAUUAUGCUGUUUUGUACAUGAAACUUCGCAGAUAUUUGGACCGUCUUCCAUUGUGCUUUUAUAGCUUUAUACUCAUGUAUUAUUCAUUAUAUUCAAAUGAACCUUUCUCUAAAGAGGUAGGGAAAACCUUUUCAGUGGGUUGCCGAAAGCAAAAUGUUUACUCAUGAAUUUAUCAGGUAUCCAGUGCAAAACAAACCUUUUGUGGAUGUGUCAUGCACCGCAUGGACAAAUAAAUGGUCUUUCUUCAGGGCAGAGUUUAUUUUGCAUGCUUAAAAAUAAAGGUUUUUAAAU